CCAGGAGGGCUUCGGUACCUAUAAAACUAACCGCAUCCGACCACCAGUCAAGCAUUGAGCGAGCGACCGGGCAUCCAUACGGAAAGGAUCGUCACCGACUACGGAGGAGACAUCAACCAGCUGAAGGAUUUCGGAAUCGAGAGCGGCUUCACCAAUCAUCAUGCUUACCUUCCAAUUCAGCCAAGCGAUCGUUCUCUCCGCUGCAAUCUUCUUAGUCUGCGCUCAUCCCACUCGGCGGCAAGAGGUGAGACCGCUGUGCGUGGGAUGCGGCGACGAAUGUGAUAAAUGCGAGUUCGGUUUCACGAUAUCGGCUCUCUGCGGUAUCCCGGAAUGCCGACGGGGUCCCGGUCAGAUCUGUGGCGGACCAAGCGAAGCUUGGGGCGUGUGCGGCGACGGAUUGAUCUGCAAUUGCAACCGAUGCGCCGGCUGCAGCUUAGCCUCCCUCGAGUGCUUCACGAACCCUUGUCUACCCCAUCAGAGCCUGGAGUCGCGGGGCCAUCUCGAGCUUCUCGACAGAUACAGCCCCGUCGACAGAGUCGCCAAGUAAACCCAAGGACCCAACCCAGCCCGGAUGGACGAAAAAGGACGACGGAUGGAUGAGACGACGAAUGCGAGGAGCGAGUGUGAAACGAGAGCGAGAAAGAGAGAGCGAAAGAGAGAGAGAGAGAGAGAGAGAAACGCGGAUAUAUAUAUAUAUUAGAGAUCUUCCGAAUUAUUUAUUGCAUUUCAUGAUAUAAUCUCAUUAGGUAUCUGCGAUUGUGAUAUGUAACUCGUCGGAGCCCGUGGUCUCACCUCUCGAGAGCGGGGCGGCGGCACCCCUGUCCAUGUUUAAUGGCAUUUUCUGUGAUUCCUUAAUUACUGUGUUAGCCUAUCUUGUACACGCACACGCCUCAAUGAAACGCGCGUUCGCGCGUUCGCGAGCGUGCGUCGCCGGCUCUAGCUUGAUCUCGUGAGAUACUCGAUGAAUCAUCAUGCAUGAUUUUUGGCUGUGAAUCGCAUCUCUCGCCGAAUGCGCGCGCGAGGCGAUAACUGGAUCCAUGAUGUCCUCAACGCGAAUUCACCGCAGGUUUUCCGCCGAGAAUCGAGAUCGAAAUUGGAAAAAAAUCAAAGAUAAAGCGAAAGAAGAGGAUAUAAAGCUACUUUCAAUCACUUAACAUCGUCAGUUUCAAUUUUGCCACAGUUUAUCGAUAAUUAACAUAAAUAUUACUCUUAUUUUAUAUUUAUCUUAAUAUUUAUUUUAUCAAUGUCUUUUUAAAAUGCCUGCAGUCUCCCGAUAAAACGCACUUGUUUACAUAUUAGAAUGUAUCACUAAAUUGGCUUCUAACUCUUUAAUGACAUAAUUACUAAUGUUUAUUAAUAACGCAGAAAAUGUCUUCGUCACGUCGUUUUAUCGAGAUUUUUUAUGCUAACUAGAUAUCAAUGGGUCUCUUAAAAACAACGAGUACAUUUUAUGUAGUUCUCAGUAUUCUCUUGCGGAUACCGGCCGUGAAUGUUUGGCGAGCACGACUAUGUAACAGACAACAGAAUAAAAUUGGCUGCAUUCAUAU
Ooceraea biroi (clonal raider ant) is the source of this 1547-nucleotide messenger RNA. It is a transcript of the gene Qbp-1, whose product is annotated as Queen brain-selective protein-1. NCBI's taxonomy places the organism in Eukaryota, Metazoa, Arthropoda, Insecta, Hymenoptera, Formicidae. The record is from RefSeq and is a predicted model, not a curated record.